Molecule: messenger RNA, 2396 nt
Organism: Sphaerodactylus townsendi
Lineage: Eukaryota; Metazoa; Chordata; Lepidosauria; Squamata; Sphaerodactylidae
Gene: HIC1
Product: HIC ZBTB transcriptional repressor 1
Exons: 2
Coding region: 142-2262 (706 amino acids)
Biological process (GO): regulation of transcription by RNA polymerase II
Cellular component (GO): nucleus
Molecular function (GO): DNA-binding transcription factor activity, RNA polymerase II-specific; protein binding; RNA polymerase II cis-regulatory region sequence-specific DNA binding
Source: RefSeq, a predicted model, not a curated record
GGGAGUUCGCGGCCCGGCCUUUACCUUGCUCUGCAGCCGCCGCGCUCCCGGCACAGGGGCCCAAGGCACCGACGCCGCCACCGCCACCGCCGGCCUCCAGGCGCCGGCCGGGACGCAGCAGCAGCAGCCGCCGGGCGAGCCAUGCGCGGCCACCCGGAGCUCGCCUGCGUGGCGCACUCGACGGGGCUCCCAGGCGGCGGCGGCGGCGGCGGAGGCGACGGAGGCGACGGCGGGGCCGCAGCGAUGCUGGACGCGUCCGAGUCGGCGGGCCACUCCCGGCAGCUGCUGCUGCAGCUCAACGUGCAGCGGGCCAAGGGCUUCCUGUGCGACGUGAUCCUGGUGGUGCAGAACGCGCUCUUCCGGGCGCACAAGAACGUGCUGGCGGCCAGCAGCGCCUACCUGAAGGCCCUCGUGGUGCACGACAACCUCAUCAACCUGGACCAGGAGAUGGUCAGCCCGGCCGUCUUCCGCGCCGUCCUGGACUUCAUCUACACCGGCUGCCUGGGCGACGUCGAGGGCGAGCCGCCGGCCGCGCAGCCCAGCCUGGGCGCCGUCCUGGCCGCCGCCAGCUACCUGCAGAUCCCGGACCUGGUGGCCCUCUGCAAGAGGAAGCUGAAGCGCUCGGGGAAGUACUGCCACUUCCGCGCCGGCGGCGGCUACUCGCACCUGGGCAAGGCGCCGCGGGGGCUGCGCGCCGCCACGCCGGUCAUCCAGAGCUGCUACUCGGCGCCGCCGCCGCGGCCCGUGGAGCCGGGCAACCCGCUCAGCACCCACUGCGGGGAGCUCUACGCCGCCGCCUCCUCGCAGGGCGCGCCCCUCCACCCGCACGCCCUGUGCCCCCCGGAGCGCCUCUGCUCGCCCCUCUGCGGCCUGGACCUCUCCAAGAAGAGCCCCAACGGCCCCCCGCUGCCGCUGCCGCUGCCCGCGCCCUCGUCGGAGAGCCGCGAGAACUCGCUGCCCCCCGGGCCCAACAGCCCGGCCGUCAGCGGCGCCCUGCUGCCCGGGCACCCGCCUUUCGGGGAGGCCGCCUCCUACCGCGGCAGCCCCGGACAGGAGCCGUCGGGGCGCGCGGAGGUGGCCCCCGAGUUCCUGUACCGCUGGAUGAAGCACGAGCCCAUGGUGGGGGGCUACGUGGAGGACGAGGACGACGACGAGGAGGAAGGCGACUGCCGCGGCCGGCGGGACAAGGGCGGCGGGGCCGAGGCGGAGCUGGACCACAAGGCCGAGUCGCCCCCGCCGCGCCGCUACGCCGGCCUGGACGGCGCCGAGCCCGACGGGGAAGCCGAGGACCUGGAGAACGACAAGAGCACCAGCGAGGAGACGGGCUGCAGCAGCGGCGGCCCCUCCCCGGCGGCCGGCAGCUUGGAGCGCUACCUGGGCUACGAGCCGGAGAGCUUCGGCGGCGACAACCUGUACGUGUGCAUCCCCUGCGGGAAGGGCUUCCCGUCGUCGGAGCAGCUGAACGCGCACGUGGAGGCGCACAACGAGGAGGACGAGUUGUACCGCAAGGAGGCGGCCGAGGCGGCGGCGGCGGCCGGGCAGGGCCCGCCGUUCCUGGACAAGCCCCUGAGCGCGCCGCUGCUGUCGGGGGCCCCCGGGGGCUGCGACCUGCUGCGCCCCUACCGCUGCUCGUCGUGCGACAAGGCCUACAAGGACCCGGCCACGCUGCGGCAGCACGAGAAGACGCACUGGCUGACGCGGCCCUACCCGUGCUCCAUCUGCGGCAAGAAGUUCACGCAGCGCGGCACCAUGACCCGCCACAUGCGCAGCCACCUGGGCCUGAAGCCCUUCGCCUGCGACGCCUGCGGCAUGCGCUUCACCCGCCAGUACCGCCUCACCGAGCACAUGCGCAUCCACUCCGGCGAGAAGCCCUACGAGUGCCAGGUGUGCGGCGGCAAGUUCGCCCAGCAGCGCAACCUGCUCAGCCACAUGAAGAUGCACGCGGCGGCGGCGGCGGCGGCGGCGGCGGCCUCGACGGGCCCCGACGGCAAGCUCAAGCUCGACUUCCCCGACGGCGUCCUGGCCAUGGCGCGCCUGGCCCAGCAGCAGCAGCAGCACCCGGACAAGGACCUGCUCUCCGCGCACUUCCUGGCCGCCGACCCCAAGCUCGCCAUGGAGAGCCUCUACCUCGGGCUCAGCCCCGACAAGGCGGCCGAGGUGUUGGCUCAAGGGGCGGCCGCCGCCGCUGCAGCUGCCGCCGCCGCCGCCCACUUGCACAACGACCACCACGCCCGGACCAUAGACCGCUUCUCGCCCCCCUGACCCCACAGCCUGCCUGCCUGGCCGGAGACUCAUGGCUGUGGCUACCGCGCUGGUCAGCCGGAGGGACCACCGCCCGUCGGACACCCCCCCCCCCGCCCCGUCUUUUCGGGCCCUCUGCGCCCCCGGCCCCAAGC